This is a messenger RNA of Gadus morhua (Atlantic cod), 2079 nucleotides long. It is a transcript of the gene sgsh, whose product is annotated as N-sulfoglucosamine sulfohydrolase (sulfamidase). The record is from RefSeq and is a predicted model, not a curated record. The transcript is spliced from 9 exons. Gene Ontology annotation, molecular function: N-sulfoglucosamine sulfohydrolase activity. Gene Ontology annotation, biological process: glycosaminoglycan catabolic process; heparan sulfate proteoglycan catabolic process. Lineage: Eukaryota; Metazoa; Chordata; Actinopteri; Gadiformes; Gadidae. Bases 209 to 1753 code for a protein of 514 amino acids.
AUGGUCGUCACGUGUCGUGCGUCACAUGACCAAACAGUCUCCAAAUGAUUCAGGAAACAGCGGAAAGUUCAUCAAACUUUUUAAAAGCUUAAAAUGUCAGAGGCAAUAUUAAUAAAACGGUGAAAAUGCAUCGCUGAGAAAUUUAAUGCGAGUUUUAUCAUUUGAACCGGAAUAAGAUCUGCUCGUGUGUCCCACUGGUGUGGUGAGGAUGGUUCUACUGGGAGGGGUUCUCUGUCUGGUUCUGGCUGCCUGGUGCGGAGCUGAGGCCAGGCGGAGGAACGUUCUGCUAAUCAUCGCCGACGAUGCGGGCUUUGAGACAGAGGUGUACAACAACUCUGCGGUCCGCACACCGAACCUCCUGGCGCUGUCCCGGCGCGCCCUGACCUUCCAGAACGCCUUCACCUCCGUCAGCAGCUGCUCACCCAGCCGGGCGGCCAUACUGACCGGCCUGCCCCAGCAUCAGAAUGGAAUGUACGGGCUCCACCAGGGAGUCCACCACUUCAACUCCCUGGAUGAGGUGCAGAGCCUUCCGUUGCUUCUGCGCCAAGCCAACAUCCACACAGGUAUCAUCGGUAAGAAGCACGUGGGCCCGGGGGAGGUCUACCCCUUCGACUUCGCCUACACAGAGGAGAACAACUCGGUGCUGCAGGUCGGACGCAACAUCACACGCAUCAAGCUGCUGGUCCGGAGGUUCUUCCAGAGCCUGAGGGAGAGGCACGGAGACGGAGACGGAGACGAUAGGCCCUUCUUCCUGUAUGUGGCCUUCCACGACACCCAUCGGUGCGGUCACUCCCAGCCACAGUACGGAGCCUUCUGUGAGAAGUUUGGCAACGGGGAGCCGGGAAUGGGGACGAUUCCCGACUGGAAGCCCGAGUACUACCGCCCGGACCAAGUGAAGGUCCCUCCCUUCGUUCCCGACACUCCGGCCUCCAGAGCCGACCUGGCCGCUCAGUACACCGCUGUCAGCCGGCUGGACCAGGGCGUGGGCCUGGUGCUGGAGGAGCUGUGCGCCGCGGGCUACGAGAACGACACGCUGGUGGCCUACAGCUCGGACAACGGCGUGCCCUUCCCCAACGGACGCACCAACCUGUACGGCUCGGGCACCGCAGAGCCCCUGCUGCUCUCCUCCCCGGAGCACCGCGCCCGCUGGGGCCAGGCCAGCCAGGCCUACGUCAGCCUGCUGGACCUCACCCCCACCGUCCUGGACUGGUUCUCCCUCCCCUACCCGGAGUACAGCCUGCCCAGCGCGCCCCAGGCCGCGGUGCAGCUCACCGGACGCUCGCUGCUGCCCGCCCUGCUCUCGGAGCCACGCGGCUGGGACACCCUGUACGGCAGCCAGUCGCUGCACGAGGUGACCAUGUUCUACCCCAUGCGCUCGGUGCUGCGGGCCCCGUACCGCCUGCUCCACAACCUCCACUACCGGAUGCCCUUCCCCAUCGACCAGGACUUCUACGUGUCGCCCACCUUCCAGGACCUGCUGAACCGCACCCGGGGGGGGCGGCCCACCCACUGGUUCAAGACCCUGGGGCGCUACUACUACCGGGACCGCUGGGAGCUGUACGACACCAGGGUGGACCCCCAGGAGACCCACAACCUGGCCCCCGACCCAGCCCACCGCGACCUGCUGGCCGGGCUGAGGGCCGACCUGCUGAAGUGGCAGUGGAAGACCGGUGACCCCUGGGUCUGCGGGCCGGACUACGUCCUAGAAGACAAGCUGGAGCCGCACUGCAGACCUCUGUACAAUGACCUCUGACCCUCUGCAAAGACCUCUGACUCCUCGACCUCUGACCCUCUACAACGACCUCUGACCCUCUACAACGACCUCUGACCCUCGACCUCUGACCCUCUACAACGACCUCUGACCCUCUACAACGACCUCUGACCCUCUACAACAACCUCUGACCCUCGACCACUGACCCUCUACAACGACCUCUGACCCUCGACCUCUGACGCUCUACAAUAACCUCUGACCGGCUAAUCAGAGGUGACCUGGUCUACAAGUGUGUGUGUGUGUCAUGGAGCAUAAUUGCUAAUUUCUUCUUUUUUUUUAAUAAAGGUGGUGACACCACAUUGACGAGG